AUGGCUCAAGAAGGUUCUUUGAAAGGUUGUUUGAUGGAGUUGAUUAUGCCUUUUGGAAGGAUAGGUCAUUUCGCUACUAAAAGUCGAUAUGAUGAUAGUGAUAAAGAAAACAUAGAGAUUCCUUACAAAAACAAGCCCUUCAAUAGAAUAAGAAAUUUCUCUUCCAAAAACAAGAAGAUCUUGUAUGCCAAAGGUGAUGUUACUGACAACAACUCUGAAGAAUCCAUUGGUGGUGAGGAAGAAGUUCUAUUUAUGGCCACUGAAUGUACUGCAAAGAAUCAAAGAGAUAAGGAUGUUAUUCUACCCGAACUUGAGAGUGAGAAUGAGGUUGAUCUAGAAGGUGAGAUAAUAUAUUCUCUUAAAGAAGUCAAGAGGUUAAAAUGGGAAAGUUUUGAACAAAAGGAUCAAGCUACAACUUUGACAAACAAAAUUAGUGUUCUAGAACCAUUGGUGACUAAUUUGACAAGACAGAUUGAGGAACAUAAAAGAGUUGAAGAUGAUAUUACUACUAAACUAGCAACCAAAAAAGAGUCUUGUCUAAGACUGGAAGUAGAAAUAGUUGGUUUGAAAAGAAAGCUUGAAACAUAUGACAAUACUAGGCUACAGGAUAUUUUAAGCAAACAAAGAAAAGCUAAAAACAUUUCUAGUUUGGGGUUUGAAGUUGGACAAAGUUCAAAUGUAAACAAUAAUAAAACCCCAUAUGAUAUUUUCAGAUCUAAAUUUCAAGACAUAGAGAUCACUAGAAGACGAGCAUCACCAUCUUACCUUGAUAUUGUGGAGAAAUCUUAUCUUAUAAGCUCAGAAGAGGUUAAUAAAUUAUUGGAGAGAGUUGAGGAAACUUUUACAAAACACUUUGCAAGUGGAAAUCAUAACAAAGCUGUGAAGAUAUUAAGGCCAACAAGGAAAAAGCAAAGACAUAGACUUGCCUUUUUUAUAGGAUUUUUUACUGGCUGCUCUAUUGCUCUCUUAGUGGCACUCAUUCUGCUCAUAGUGACUCGAAAUGUUUACAACCAUAAUGAGGCUACUCGCUAUAUGGAGUCUGUUUUCCCUCUAUACAGCUUGUUGGGAUUUGUUUUCCUACAUAUGUUCAUGUACGCAGCAGAUUUGUACUUUUGGCGGCUUUUACGAAUCAACUAUCCCUUCAUCUUUGGAUUCAAGCCAGGAACUGAACUAGGAUUCAGAAAUGUGUUUCUUAUCACCACAGUGCUUUCUGUAAUGUCGCUGGCUGGUGCUAUUUCAUCUGUAAUGUCACUGAGUGGUGACAAAGACGCGAACUCUCAUCCAAGUACUGCAGAAUUUGUUCCAUUGAUUUUGGUUGUGAUUCUAUUGGUGGCACUAUUUUUACCUUUCAAAGGUUUUUAUUACUCAAACCGACUUUUAUUCCUUCGGAGUGCACUUCACUGUAUAUGUGCCCCUUUUUACAAGGUUUUACUUCUGGACUUUUUUUUGGCAGAUCAGUUGACCAGUCAGGUACAAGCAAUAAGGAUUUUUGAGUAUUUUAUAUGCUACUACAGCUCAGGAGGCUUCAAAAUAAGAUCAAAUAAAUCAUGUGAACUCAAGUCCAAUAAUGCAUAUACCACCUUCUAUUUUAUUCUAGCAGUGGUCCCUUAUUGGAUUCGAUUUCUUCAGUGUGUUAGGCGCUUGGUUGAAGAAAGGGAUGCAAUGCAAGGAUAUAAUGCUUUAAAAUAUUUUUCAACAAUUGUUGCUGUUGUAAUGAGAACAGCAUAUAGUCAGACCAAACGUGAAGGCUGGAGAAUAAUGUCUUUCUUUAUGUCAUCAAUUGCAGCCGUUGUUAGUACAUAUUGGGACCUUGUUAUUGAUUGGGGACUCUUAAACCGCAACUCACAACAUCCCUGGUUGAGGGACAAGCUCAUUAUAGAACAGAAAAGCAUAUAUUUUAUGGCCAUGAUUUUAAAUGUACUUCUCCGGUUUGCUUGGAUCCAAUCAGUUAUGAAUUUCAAUAUAAAAAGCCUCCAUCUAAAUGGGACAAUUGCAAUCUUUGCAUGUCUAGAAAUCAUUCGACGUGGGAUAUGGAAUUUCUUCAGGUUGGAAAAUGAGCACCUCAACAAUGUUGGGAAGUAUAGAGCAUUUAAAUCAGUGCCACUUCCUUUCCAACAUGUUGAUGAUGAAAAUGAUGAAUGAAAACCAUAAUAAUUUUUACGAACAUGAGGAAAGCUGACAAGCAGGUUUAUUGUUAGCCAUCAAAUGAAAUUGGAAAUGUGUUGAAUCUUAUAACUAUUUUGGUAUAUGUUUGAGAAAAACUAAAAUGUAUUGUUUAUCACUCAUUCAUUAAGUACAAUAAAUAUCCCCAUCGAAUGUGGUAGUGGUAUAAGUGUGAAAUGGCUAUGCAGCCCACAGCCCACAACCCACAAAAUUAUCUUCUUGUUAAUUGUUAAAAAUGUUUUACUAUCCAAUAAAAGAGUCAUUUUGUUUGUUGCA
Messenger RNA from Cryptomeria japonica (Japanese cedar), 2439 nucleotides. Its product is annotated as phosphate transporter PHO1 homolog 10. The coding region runs from base 1 to 2142 and encodes 713 amino acids. NCBI's taxonomy places the organism in Eukaryota, Viridiplantae, Streptophyta, Pinopsida, Cupressales, Cupressaceae. The record is from RefSeq and is a predicted model, not a curated record. Gene Ontology annotation, molecular function: inositol hexakisphosphate binding. Gene Ontology annotation, biological process: phosphate ion transport; cellular response to phosphate starvation. The transcript has 12 exons. Gene Ontology annotation, cellular component: plasma membrane; trans-Golgi network; cytoplasm.